AUUGGCGUUUAGGGGCCAACUGUGUUCCCUAUCUUCAUAGAAGCCAUUAUUAGCCAAGCCGUGCACGCGCUGGCUCUUUGGAGAUUAGAGCACGGCGAACGAAUGAAGAUACUCGAUCAGCUGCUCGGAAGUACCUCUAUCUUCGCCACCGUAGUGACACAACUCAAAUACCGAAACAUUGGUCUUCUUGGGGCGUUAUUGCUACUGCUCUGGUCGUUAUCGCCAAUCGGUGGCCAGGCCUCUUUGCGAGUACUCGAUUUCGGUACUUCUACCAGCACUUACCCACAAACCAUUCAAUUUCUAGACAGGAACUCUAGUUUCAACCCCAGAGACUACGGGGAUCACCGCCUCGAGGCAGAUGGGCAGACUUCUAUCGCGACCAUGGAUGCCCUCUAUGUAUCGGCUCUUCUAAGCCCUUUAACGACAAGAACUUCACCGGUGGAUACCUGGGGCAACGUCAAGAUUCCAAUGCUGGAGCAUCUCUCAAAUCUGACUAAAGAUGCGGAAGGUUGGCAACAGGUGGGAACCGAGGACCAGACUGUCUUUUCAUCACUCAUCGGGGUACCCCAGACGGCCGUGCCAUUAGACCAUCAAACUACUUUCAGUAUGGAGACGUCAUACUUUGCACUGGACUGCCCUGUGCUAGUAAAGGAUGAUGAUCCCAGGGAACCCAGAAUGAGUAAAAUUGGCGCUUUCCAGAAUGGCUCAGUAAUCCCCAAGAGCGACUGGGUAGGUACAUUGGGCUACUCAUGGACUCUCGCCACCCCAAGCUUCAUGUACAAUAGCCGUGCCAACAGCUCCCAGCUGUCUCAAGCAUACGGCAAUGGCACAAACAUGGCUCCCCGCAAGCUGUACUACAGCAGUGCCGACGACGGUGUCGACGACAAAGGCAAUCGAAUCAACACUUACGCCGAGUGCACCAUGAAUACGUCCUACGUCGAGGUUCGUGUCUCGUGCGACGGAAAGAAGUGCGCUGCUACACAUAUGCGUCCCUCCACACAGCCACCCGUCGCAUCCGCCUGGACCGUCGCCGACGCAGGCCGCGAACGAUUCUUCACCGACUUCGCUACCGCAGUGGGCGGCAACUCCUACGAGCCCACCGCCGUGCAGCGCUACAUCUGGGGCACCGUCAACCCCUUCAAUGCUACCAAAUCCGGGCUCGCGCUCUACAAAAAGGACCCCAAGGUCUUCGCUAUCGGCUUCGCCUAGCUGCUCAACAGCUUCUGGACCGCCGGCAGCGGCCUCUCCCUCGUCCCAGGUGGCCUGCCGGCCACGAAUGGUGGCAUUGUGGCCCCGCCAAGCAUGUACGACGGCACAAACACCCAGACUACCAACGCCACUGUCUCCAAGUCUACGCCCGUGCUCGUCUGCAGCAGGCCCUGGCUCGCGGCACUCUUCGUGGCCACGAGCAUCAUGUGCCUGACUGCGGUCCUCGGCUUGGUGCUGGAGUUCACGCGCAAGACGCCGGAUCUCGCAGUUAACAUUUCGAGCUUGACGAGGGAUAACCCGUAUAUACACUUAUCACCUGGCGGCUCGACUCUCGACUCGGCUACGAGGGGGCGGCUGAUGCAGAAUGUGAGGAUUAGGUUUGGUGAUGUGAAGGCUGGCGAGCAGGUCGGCUAUUUUGCCAUGGCGUCUUGUGAGAAGGGGGCC
Mytilinidion resinicola is the source of this 1653-nucleotide messenger RNA. RefSeq lists its product as uncharacterized. The coding region runs from base 103 to 1209 and encodes 368 amino acids. Lineage: Eukaryota; Fungi; Ascomycota; Dothideomycetes; Mytilinidiales; Mytilinidiaceae. The transcript has a single exon. The record is from RefSeq and is a predicted model, not a curated record.